Messenger RNA from Falco peregrinus (peregrine falcon), 4751 nucleotides. RefSeq names its product acid sensing ion channel subunit family member 4 (gene ASIC4). Gene Ontology annotation, biological process: sodium ion transmembrane transport. The record is from RefSeq and is a predicted model, not a curated record. The transcript is spliced from 10 exons. Lineage: Eukaryota; Metazoa; Chordata; Aves; Falconiformes; Falconidae. Bases 1109 to 2725 code for a protein of 538 amino acids. Gene Ontology annotation, molecular function: ligand-gated sodium channel activity. Gene Ontology annotation, cellular component: membrane.
CCGCUCCGGCGGCGGCUUGUCGGCCGGGUCUUGGCGGAGCCGGGGCCGGGGCCGGGACCGGGACCGACGGUGCUGGGCGCUCGCCGACUUGGGGCGCGGCGGGCCGUGGCAGGGAGGCGGUUAACGGCCAGGGAGCCGCCGAGGCAGGAGGAGUCCGCAGGCGGGCGAGCAGGAGGGGGCCGCUGGGCGAGCUGCCCGCAGGCUGCCCGCCCCCGCCGAGCCGCGCCGCGCCGAGCCGAGCCGCGCUCUGCCCCGGGGCACACGGGCCGGCGGGGCACGGCGGGGCGAGGCGGCGAGCGCGGCGGCGGCGGCGGGGGGCAGGCUCCGUGCCCCGCCCGCCUCGGCACGGCACGGCACAGCACGGCUCGGCACGGCUCGGCGUCGCGCGGCGCGGCGCGGCUCGGCAUCGCACGGAGCGACGCGGCUCGGCAGGGCACGGCUCGGUUCCGCUCGGACGGCACAGCUGGGUUCCGCUCGGCUCGGCUCGGCUCGGCUCGGCUCGGCUCGGCUCGGCACGGCACGGCACGGCACGGCACGGCACGGCUCGGCACGGCUCCGGCAGCUCCCGAGCCAUUCAAACAAGUGGCUCCGGCAGCACUUCGGAGCCGGGGCUGGGGAGAGGGCGCAGCGCGGCUCCCUGCCCCGGAGGCGCCGGGCCCUUCACACUGCCUCUUUUCUCUGCCGCUCGCUCUUUAUUUGACGAUGAAAUAAUGUUGACAUGUCUUGAAUUAUUAAGUAUUCCCUGGAUUUUAUUAGCACAUGAUGCCUAAAUGCUGCCUGUAUCUGCUGGGGUCUUAACCAGAGAGGAGCGAAGGAGAGAGGCAGAGAGACAGAGCGAGGGCGAGGAGAGAGAGGGGUUUUUGACAGCUGUAUUUGUGCUGAUAAGCGAAGGCACAAGGAGACGAUCGACUAGUGAGACAAGAGGGAAGCGGCGGCUCGGAGCUGCUGAGAGGGGCUGCGCUUCCCUCCCGAGACGGCUCGGCCCUCCUGGCGCCGUGCUGGGGCUUGGGGGGGACCCGAGCCCCCUCCCAGUGCCUGGCCGGGCUUUCCGCCGGUGCCCGUGCCGGGGGGCAGCUCGCUGGCUGGGCACGCCGGCUGCACGGGGCAGAUGCCGAUUGAGAUCGUAUGUAAAAUCAAAUUUGCUGAAGAGGAUGAGAAGCAGAAGGAGAAAGAAGAAGGGGAUAAGGAGAGCCUGAUCGAGGAGCCUGCCCGGCCCCGCUCCCGGGACCUGGCCACCUUUGCCAGCGCCAGCACGCUGCACGGCCUGGGACACAUCUGCCGGUCAGGGCGGCUGGGCGUGCGCCAGACCCUCUGGGCAUUCGCCUUCCUGGCCUCGCUUGCCUUCUUCCUCUACCAGGCGGCCAAGUCAGCGCUGCUCUACCUGGAGCACCCCCACGUCAUGGCCCUGGACGAGGAGGCCAUCCGCGAGAUGGUCUUCCCUGCCAUCACCAUCUGCAACAUCAACCGCUACCGCCACUCGGCGCUCACCGACGCUGACAUCUUCCACUUGGCCAACAUGACUGGGCUGCCCCCCAAGGACCGGGACGGCCACAAGGCCACGGACCUGCUCUACCCUGACCCCGACAUGGCCGACAUCGUCAACCGCACUGGCCACCAGCUCGAUGACAUGCUCAAGAGCUGCAACUUCAGCGGCGAGAACUGCUCAUCCCAUGAUUUCACUGUGGUCUACACACGCUAUGGUAAGUGCUACACCUUUAAUGGGGACCGGAGGAACCCACGGGUGACCCGCCAGGGUGGCAUGGGCAACGGGCUGGAGAUCAUGCUGGACAUCCAGCAGGAAGAGUAUCUGCCCAUCUGGAGAGAGACCAAUGAGACAUCGUUUGAAGCUGGCAUCCGGGUCCAGAUCCACAGCCAGGAUGAACCACCCUACAUCCACCAGCUGGGCUUUGGUGUCUCGCCUGGCUUCCAGACCUUCGUGUCCUGCCAGGAGCAGCGGCUCACCUACCUGCCUCAGCCAUGGGGGAACUGCCGGGCCAGCGUGCAAGGGGAGCAGAUGCUGCCUGGCUAUGACACCUACAGCAUCGCUGCCUGCCGCCUGCAGUGCGAGAAGGAGGCCGUGGUGCGGAGCUGCCACUGUCGCAUGGUCCACAUGCCAGGCAACGAGUCCAUCUGCUCCCCCAACGUGUACAUCGAGUGUGCUGACCACACGCUGGACGCAGCGGUGGAGGACAGCCAGGAGCGCUGCAGCUGCCCCACGCCAUGCAACCUGACACGCUAUGGCAAGGAGAUCUCCAUGGUGCGCAUCCCCAACAAGGGCUCGGCGCGCUACCUCGCCCGCAAGUACAACAAGAACGAGACCUACAUCCGGGAGAACUUCCUGGUGCUGGACAUCUUCUUUGAGGCGCUCAACUACGAGGCUAUUGAGCAGAAGAAAGCCUACGACCUUGCUGGGCUUCUUGGGGACAUCGGGGGGCAGAUGGGCCUGUUCAUCGGUGCCAGCAUCCUCACCAUCCUGGAGAUCCUGGACUAUGUCUAUGAGGUAAUCCGGGACAGGUUGAGUCGGGUCCUGCGCCGCUCCAAGCCACCCCUGAAGAAGCCCUCAGGCAGCAUCGCCACGCUGGGACUGGAGGAGCUCAAGGAUCAGAGCCCCUGCGAGACACUGGGCCGGCAUGUGGAGGGCACCUACAACGCGGGUAUCCUGCCCAACCACCACCACCGCCACCACUACCCUCACCAGGGCGUCUUCGAGGACUUCGCCUGCUAGGCCAGCUCGGGACUCGGAGGGGCAGCCCCCCGCCACUCCCCUCCCCACCAUGUGUAUGGAGAGGGACGGCGGCACCGGGCGCAGUGGGCACCGGCCCCUGCCUCCCCUACCCCACUGCUGUUUGCCCUCAGCAAUGCCACCAGAGCUGCCUCAGCAUCGGCACCAGCGUGGCCCCCCAGCCCUUUUGCCCAUCCCCUCCACUUGCCCCCAGCACACGGGCUCAGCCCCGUCUCAAGCACACAGCGUGGAGGGGGGGACAGGCAUGAUGGGGGGGCUGGGGGAGCUGCCAGGUGCUGGGCAGAAGGGCCCUGGCAAUGCAGAGCGUGCAGGGGGUAAGCUGGGGCUCCUGCAAGCCUCUCCGAGUCCUCUCCUGCUGGUCCCUCCUGGGUGGGUGGGGGUCUCCACCCUGCAUGGUCCCCUCCAGGAGAGAAAGGUGCCUGAAACAGCUUCCCCCCUGCCCAGGGACCACCACUCCCACCUUCCUGCUGCAGGGCAGGGCAGUGUUGCAGGGCACCCCUCUGAGCAGCAUGGCCCCCCCCCGGCCAGCCCAGGGACACCCCACCUGCAGCCACACCUGCAUGGCACCACCCUGACCCCUGGCGCCACCACCACUGUGACAUCCCCCCGAAACAUCUGCCCUUCCCCAAAUUCAUGCAGCCUGCCAGAGCUGCAGCCCCUGCCCAUUGCUGUUCCCAGCCAGACCCCUGCACUGUGACUCCCCUCCCACUCCAGUGUUGGCCCCGAUAGCCCCCAGUCAUUGCGGUACUGCAAACCUACUGCCUCCCCCCUCUCCUGCAGCCCACCAUGCCCCCAGCCCUCCUUAUCCUCUUCUUGCCCAUGUAUUGCCCAAAGUGGCUCGUCCCUUGGUGCAGCCACCCGGCAUGGCCCAGGCAGCACGUGGGGGUCCUGCCCUCACUCCCCUGCCUGUCGCCGCUCUUUUGCACCAUGCACGUAUCCCUCGCCACGCUCCCAUCCCCGGGUGCUGAGCACCCGCUGUGCCUCCCCCAGACUGUACAUGGUUAGGAGGAUGCCCCGUGCCCAGCACUGCCUGGGCAGCCACAGCCCAAGCCGCCAGCCUGAGCCUCGGCCAGGACUGACACCCACAGCCCUCCUGCCUGCCCCGAGAUGGCAGGACCCACGGCAGGACCCACAGCGCUCCCCCUGUCAUGUCGGACAUCGCCUCCUCCCCCUCCACUGUAGCAGACACCAGCGCAGGGCAAACUGCCCCAAAAUAUCUCAGGAGGGGGGGCGGGCUGGCAAAGCCCCCCUCGACACACACAUGCAGCAGAGAGGGGGACCCCAGGGCAGGAAUUUGGGACCUCUGGGGGAGGCUGUGGUUGAGCCAGGCAUUCCCUGGCCCUGACGGUUUGGUCCCCAUCUGUGGUGCCCACAGACACAACACGGCCAUGCCACGCCGUGGCCAAAGCCAUAGAUGCAGGGAAGAGCCAUCGUCCUUGCCUCCCCCAAGGCCCCACACAUGGGAGAUGCAGGGCAGGGACCGGAACACCAGCCUGGUGAUGUGCCUGGCAGCCCUGGCUCUGGGUAUGCAUGGCCCAACAGCUCCCCAAAAUAUGCACCUAUGAGGAAACAUGUUCCCCAUCAGUGCAACCACCCGGUUACAUGGUGUCUCAUGUCCCCCUGCAUGGGGACACAAACACCAAGACUCCCAGCAGGGCCGGCACAGCAGCGCUCGCUGGGGAGCCCCUCCAGAGCACCCUGUGCUAGCUCCCCAUGGAGUCCCCUCCCCACCCACCUGCAAGCAGGAGUGUCCCCAGAGGGGUGCCACAUGUAAACCCGGGGACAUGCUAUGGCCGUGCCAACCAGCUCUACACCAGGAGCUCCUGUGGCAGGCAUCGGGGGUGCAGGUUGCGGCUCCCUCCUUGCCAGCAGGAGCAGCAAGCCCCAAGCAGGGUGGGCAUGGGCACCAUGGUGGGAGGGCCAGCGCGAGUGCCCUCGUGCUGGCGAAUGUGAGAGAUGUGUGUCACUGUUUUAUAAAUGUACAAAUGCUCCCUAAUAAAGAGGCACA